GGCUCCUCAAGGCCUUGGUCCUGAAGCUCUACGGCUCGGACGAGGACAUGACAGCCCGACGGGCAGCUCCCUCCCCGGGGGCCAAGUGUGUGCGGCAGAAUCGCGACGGGACGUGCCAGGAAUGCCCCAGCCCUCUCCUCGCGGUCCAGCACCUCUGCCUCUCCUACUGCCCGCCCAGGUACUACCGCUUGUCCCGCUCGGCUCUCCACCCCAACGGGACCCGGCGCACCCUGGAAGCCUGCGCCGCCUGCGAUCCCUCUUGCUACACCUGCCUGGCGGGGUCGGCUCACAACUGCAGCGCCUGCCCGUCCCACAGCACCUACGAGGGGCGCACCCACACCUGUCCGCGCACCCCCUCCGUCUCCUACCUGCCCCGCGGGGGCCUUUUCGCCCUGGGGGACACCCGCCUUCUCCUCCUGAUCGUGGGCGCCUUGCUGGGCCUGGGACCCCUGUCCUUUUGUAUCUUCUACGCCUUGUGCCGCACGUGGCGGCGGAAACUGGUGAGGUCUGACGCGGAGUCCGAGGCCGUCAGCCUGGAACUGCUCUACUUCCACCGUCCCGGCGCCAAGGAGAGCUUGGACAGAGCAUCCUAGAGACCGAGACGGGGCCGGCCGCAACCUCCUCCUGAAUGACUUGAAACCUUCUCCAACUCCUGUUAAUUUAUUUCUCCAAAUGGAUUCCUGGGUCUUCCACAAUAAAUGCUCAGCCUUGAGA
Molecule: messenger RNA, 714 nt
Organism: Thamnophis sirtalis
Lineage: Eukaryota; Metazoa; Chordata; Lepidosauria; Squamata; Natricidae
Source: RefSeq, a predicted model, not a curated record